Molecule: messenger RNA, 738 nt
Organism: Synchytrium microbalum
Lineage: Eukaryota; Fungi; Chytridiomycota; Chytridiomycetes; Synchytriales; Synchytriaceae
Exons: 6
Coding region: 1-738 (245 amino acids)
Biological process (GO): translational elongation
Cellular component (GO): eukaryotic translation elongation factor 1 complex; cytosol
Molecular function (GO): translation elongation factor activity; guanyl-nucleotide exchange factor activity
Source: RefSeq, a predicted model, not a curated record
AUGGGAUUCAGCAAUUUGACAAGUGAUGCCGGCCUCAAAGGUCUCGAUGCCUUCUUAGAAGACCACUCAUAUAUUGAUGGCUAUGCCCCAUCACAAGCAGACACUGCCGUCUUUGAAGAAGUCAAAACAAAACCAAGUGAAGACAAAUACCCACACGCUGCCCGGUGGUACCGACACAUCGACUCUUUCGGAAAGGCUUCUUCAACCUUCCCUGGUACUAAAAAAGCUGCUUCAUCAUAUGGCCCUGCCGGUGCUGCCGUGACAAACGGUACCGCCUCAGCUGCUCCUGCUGCAAAGGCUGCUCCAACUCCCGCAAAACCUGCUCCUGCCGCCGCUGCAAAACCUGCAGAUGACGACGAUGUCGACUUGUUUGGCUCGGAUGACGAAGAAGAAGAUGCUGAAGCUGAACGUAUCAAACAAGAGCGAUUAGCUGAAUACAAUGCAAAGAAGGCUGCCAAACCAAAGGUUGCUGCCAAAUCCAUGGUCAUCUUGGAUGUGAAACCAUGGGACGAUGAAACUGACAUGAAGGCUAUGGAAGUCGGUGUUCGUGCCAUCGUGAUGGACGGAUUGAUUUGGGGUACUUCCAAACUUGUCCCUGUUGCUCACGGCAUUAAAAAAUUGCAAAUUACUUGCGUCGUUGAGGACGACAAGGUCUCUGUGGAUGAUUUGAGUGAAAAGAUUCAAGAGAUGGAAGACAUUGUGCAAAGUGUCGACGUGGCUGCCUUCAACAAACUAUAA